GGCCGUGUCCUCGUUGCGGCAGCAUAUUUGUGAGCACAUGCCCCGGCUGAACAAUUGACCAGCAUGUGCUGACGGCAAGCAUCAAGUAUGGAGUGGUUCCGUUUCAUACGGGAAGCCGUUUGGCACAACACCGGAUUCGGGUCACUGAGGAAGAUCAUUGGUUACAUCGAGACUUACGAGCCAUGGUUCGAGCCACAGAUAAUUCCUUUGCCAGAGGUCGCUGAAGAAGCCAGCCAGGACGCAGCCACAGCGCCUGAAGCAGAGGAAGAGAAAAAGCCAGACCCUCCCAUUGCGCAUUAUCCUAAAGCCGAAUAUUACUCCGUGGCCGACUACCGCAGGCUAUUUCUGUCAGGCGCUCUCACGCCAACAGACGUUGCCGAGGCCUUGCUGCCCCUGAUACGGCGGGACGUUCCUGGCCCCACCGAGCACUCCAUUGCCUGGUUUGAGACGCAAGCCGACAGGGUCCUCGCCGCAGCACGCGAGUCGACUCAACGGUACAAGGAAGGGCGCUCCCUUGGGCCCCUGGACGGGGUGCCCACGGCGGUGAAGGACGAAUACGACAUUGAGGGCUACCGCACCUGCCUCGGGUCACGCAAUACGUACACUUCCCCGGACGAGAAGCACACGACGUCGUGGUGCGUGCAGAAAUUGGAAGCCGCCGGCGCAAUCAUCCUAGGUAAGCUCUCCAUGCACGAGUUCGGCCUCGACACGACAGGCAACAACCCGAUCUACGGCACCCCGCGCAACCCCCACAACCCCAACUACUACACCGGCGGCUCGUCUUCAGGCACCGCCUAUGCCGUCAGUGCCGGGCUUAUCCCUGUGGGCCUGGGUAGUGACGGAGGCGGGAGCAUCCGAAUACCGUCCAGCCUGUGCGGCGUGUUCGGGCUCAAGCCGACGCACGGUCGGCUCUCCUUCCGGCCCGGGCCGAACCACUGCGCCACCUGCGCCUGCCUGGGGCCGAUCGCAGGGGACAUUGGGUCGCUGGCGGCUCUCUUCCAUAUAAUCUCUGACCCCCACCCGAGCUCGCCUUUCCCGCCGCUCCCUCGCCCCAUGCGCCUAGGCAGCGGGCCCACGGCAACAGACCCCAAACUGCUCGGCAUCCCGACAGACUGGUUCGCGCGCGCCACGCCGGCCAUCCAAGCGCUCUGCAACAGCCUGAUCAAGCGACUGGUCUCGGAGCAUGGGUACCGCACGGUGCCCAUCACAAUCCCGUUCCUGCCCGAGGGCCAGCUGGCGCACGCCAUGACGGUGCUGACCGACGCGGCCACGCUGCUUCCGGACACGCGCAACCUCACGCCGGCCAACCGCAUCCUCCUCGCGCUGGGGCGCGUCACGCCCUCGACUGACUACCUCCUAGCCCAGAAACUGCGCCGGCUGCUCAUGCAGCACCUCGCCUGGCUGUGGCAGGAGCACCCGGGCAUGCUCAUCAUCACGCCCACCACGGCUUGCGAAGGGCUGCCCAUCAUGGCGGGUGACGCCGAGCUGCGCUUUGGGGUCAACGACGGCGACCGGACCUUGCAGAGCAUGGAGUACGUCUGGCUGGCCAACUUUUGCGGGCUGCCCAGUCUGUCGGUGCCGGCCGGGUUUGUCCAGGGGCGAGGCGGUGAUGUGCCUGUUGGCUUGAUGGCCACCGCCGAGUGGUGCUCAGAGGAUCAGCUCUUGCGGUUUGGGACCGUCGUGGAGGCGGUCGGGGCCGACAGGAGGAGACGGCCGAGGGCGUGGGUGGAUGUUCUUGAGCGUGCGAAGGGGUUGAUCGAGUAACUCGGAAUCUUAGCUGAUGGCAAGACUCAGGCCUACAAAAUAAAGCUGCGCUUCGCUGACACUGGCUUUUAUUUUGAUUGGUUCCUUCAUGUGUAAGAUGGCGGUUACAUGCAGAGAAUCAGUCACAGUAGAGAAGGACAGGCGCUAAAGAUACUUGAGG
Canariomyces notabilis is the source of this 1924-nucleotide messenger RNA. Its product is annotated as amidase signature enzyme. The record is from RefSeq and is a predicted model, not a curated record. NCBI's taxonomy places the organism in Eukaryota, Fungi, Ascomycota, Sordariomycetes, Sordariales, Chaetomiaceae. The coding region runs from base 88 to 1764 and encodes 558 amino acids. Gene Ontology annotation, molecular function: catalytic activity. The transcript has a single exon.